AUGGAUUUACCUGCGCCAAUACAUGAUAUUCUUUUAGUAUCUCUGGGAUCAGGUCUUAUAGUAGGAGGUCUAGGAGUGGUAUUACUUACCAAUCCAAUUUAUUCUGCCUUUUCCUUGGGAUUGGUUCUUGUUUGUAUAUCUUUAUUUUAUAUUCCAUCGAACUCUUAUUUUGUAGCUGCUGCGCAGCUACUUAUUUACGUGGGAGCCAUAAAUGUCUUAAUCUUAUUUGCUGUGAUGUUUAUGAAUGGUUCAGAAUAUUACAAUUCUUUUCAUUUUUGGACUGUCGGAGAUGGAUUCACUUCGCUAGUUUGUACAAGUAUUUUUUUUUCACUAAUUGCUACUAUCCCAAACACGUCAUGGUACGGGAUUAUUUGGACUACAAGAUCAAACCAGAUCAUAGAACAGGACCUGACAAGUAAUGUUCAACAGAUUGGGAUUCAUUUAUCAACAGAUUUUUAUCUUCCAUUUGAACUGAUUUCUAUAAUCCUUUUAGUUUCCUUAGUGGGCGCAAUUGCUAUGGCUCGCCGGGAAUAG
Molecule: messenger RNA, 534 nt
Organism: Nymphaea colorata (pocket water lily)
Lineage: Eukaryota; Viridiplantae; Streptophyta; Magnoliopsida; Nymphaeales; Nymphaeaceae
Source: the annotation of a RefSeq genome assembly